Molecule: messenger RNA, 1647 nt
Organism: Musca domestica (house fly)
Lineage: Eukaryota; Metazoa; Arthropoda; Insecta; Diptera; Muscidae
Product: zinc finger protein-like 1 homolog
Exons: 5
Coding region: 201-1160 (319 amino acids)
Cellular component (GO): Golgi apparatus
Source: RefSeq, a predicted model, not a curated record
ACCUUGGACGUGGCCUGUCAUUUGAGAAAAAAAUAAAUAAAUUGUCAAAUUCCUACAAGACGACCGAACGAAAAGAAUAAAUAAUAAAAAUAAUAAAUGUAGUGUAAUUAUUUCAAACGCAAAUGUAUUAGAAGGAAUUAAAUGUGCUAGCCCUAAUUUUUAUUGAGAAAGACAUAACAUAUUAGAAAUACCAAUCAAACAUGGGUUUGUGCAAAUGUCCCAAAAGAAGUGUGACGAAUCAAUUCUGCUUUGAACAUCGCGUCAAUGUCUGUGAACAUUGUAUGGUGCAAAGCCAUCCUAAGUGCAUAGUGCAAUCGUAUCUGCAGUGGCUCAGAGAUAGUGACUAUGUGUCGAAUUGUACUCUAUGCUCUACUGGCCUAGAAGAAGGUGAAUGUGUCCGACUAGUGUGCUAUCAUGUUUUCCAUUGGGAUUGUUUGAAUGCUCGACAAGCUGCAUUGCCGGCAAAUACGGCGCCCAGAGGGCACACUUGUCCUGUAUGCGAUACUGAAAUAUUUCCCACUACAAAUUUGGUAUCUCCAGUAGCUGAUGCUCUAAAACAGAAAUUAUCUCAAGCAAACUGGGGACGUAAUGGACUGGGUCUAACAUUGUUGAGUGACGAGCAAGUUCCCAGUGCUAAGUAUAUUUCAAAUGUGUCAUCCCCAUCAUCAACCUCCCAAACAGCUUCAGCUCCCAUGAGCAGUAUGACAAAGGUUCACCACAGUAGUAGUGGCAGCAGCAAUGCUAUGGAACGCUCAAAAGCCAAUGGUGCGGUCUUUGCAAAUACUACAAUGAAAAGUGACAGUCCACAUUCCGUUUUACUUAUGGAUGCAUUUAAUCCACCUUCAAGUAGUGAUAUACACGCCAGCAGCCGUCGUCCUUUGCUGCCACGACAAUCGCCCAUAGGUGGUACGGAUCGUGAUGAAAAUAAAUACGCUAGACGUACUCCAGCUGAAAUAUUUUCUCGUUGGUCUAGACGUUUUUAUGCACCUUCUUCGAGACCACCUUGGAGAAGAACAUGGUUCUUGGUACUGAGCGGUGUCUUGGCUUUUGUGGUACUGAUAUAUUUGAUGGCUUUGUUCGGUCGUGGAGGUUCCGACGAUUCCUUGGAUAGUGGUUGGGACAAUUCAAAUCAACAAUUACCACAAAAUUCACAUUAUUAAUUUAGUUAAGAAUAUUGAUUAUCAACAAAUGAAAUGUUAUACAUAAAUUUAUUUUUUUUGUAAAACAAAUUUCUCAUAAUUUUUCUUCAGAACGAUUUGGUUAAAGUGUUAUGUUUUACAUGACUAAAGCAACUUUGAAAAGACAAAGUUUUCAGGCAUCGUAGAAACUCAGUUUCUAGACAUUUGGCACGAGUGUAAAAGAUUCGAUAUGUGAUAUAGAUCCGUGCUGGAGUUGUUUUAAAUCGUAUUAAAAUUUAUUCCUCUAUAACUUUAGAACCAUUUUUUAAAUUUCAGAUAAAGAAGUGUCAAUGUGUGAUAUUUUAAUGCCUAAUAUUUUAAUGGCUUGUAUGAUGGCAUUAGUCCAUCAUGUUGAGAUAUGCUGUUCUUUUGUAGUGUAGUUAUAAAAAUCGUUUGUAAUUUGAUUUGGUUUGAUGUAAUUUAAUCAAAUAAAAAUAAACGGAGGGAAAUAUUUUUGCCACGUUAAAAA